This is a messenger RNA of Tinamus guttatus (white-throated tinamou), 2322 nucleotides long. It is a transcript of the gene AJM1, whose product is annotated as apical junction component 1 homolog. Gene Ontology annotation, cellular component: plasma membrane; apical junction complex. The record is from RefSeq and is a predicted model, not a curated record. Gene Ontology annotation, biological process: cell-cell junction organization. NCBI's taxonomy places the organism in Eukaryota, Metazoa, Chordata, Aves, Tinamiformes, Tinamidae.
AUGCGGUGCCCCAGCCCGGCCAUGCCCCUCAAGAGCUCUGGCUAUGCGAGCUACCCCUACCCCCGGCGCCACGGCCCCCCGCAGCACUUCUACCCCGAGGAGCCGGCCAAGGUGAGCGUGCACACCGUGCCGCCCCGCGCGCUCUACGUGGAGGAGGCACGGAGCUACCCCAUCCAGGAGCCUCCUGCCCACACUUUCUACGGUGAUGACCCUCGCUUCUACGCACCCCGCAGCACUCCCAUGAAGACGCUGUACGCUGAGGACACCAGGACGUACCCUGCCCUCGGCUCCUCCGCCAGGGUCUUCUACGCUGAGGAUUACGGGAAGUAUCGGGAGCGGGAGGCCAUUUCGCGGACGUGCCCCCUUCCCCGCAGCUCCCAGCCCUUGCACUUCAGUGACUGGUACUGCCCCGAGCGGAGCGCGCUGCCCUACCAAACCUUGCAGGUGUCACGGUUCGCCCCUCAGGCACCUGGGCGCGAGGCCAUGCUCUCCUCCUGGCACGCCAGCUACAGCACAAACCCGCCGCGGCUGGGCAGGGAGAGCCAGCACUACUCCAAAUCCUGGGACAACAUCCUGACGCCCCUGGUCCGUCGGGAGGACCCCCUGCUCCGCGGGCGCAGCUACGAGAACCUGCUGGCCCAGGAGCAGCAACGUGCCUUAUCCCCCGACGACCGGCGGCAGCCCGGGGUGAUCAACCUGUCCAGCUCGCCCAAGCGCUACGCUGCCCUGUCCCUCUCGGAGAACUCCAUCAUUGAGAGGGUGCACGCGGACGGCGGCCGCUACCCCAUGGGCCGCUCCUGGUACGUCACGCCGGAGAUCACCAUCACCGACAACGACAUCCGCGCCAAUGGCCUGGGCAAGAGUGAGAGGCGCUCGGCCAGCUGGGACGUGCUGGACUCGGGGCGGGAGGGCAACUGCCCUUAUACCGUGCCCUACCAAGCAGAGCCUGUCACCAAAGAAAGUGCCCAAAGCAAUUCGGCUCGCCAGCGCAGCCUGGAGCAGCUGGACGAGCUCAUCACCGACCUGGUCAUCGACUACAAGCCAGCACCCAGCCACCGUGCCGGUGACAGAGACAGCCUCGCCGACCAGCUCAAACAUCUCAUCAACAGCAGCGCCCCGGGCCACCCCAGGAAAGGGGAGGCCAGGAAGGCCCCCGGCUGCCCACCUGAGGGAAACCGGCCCAUGAAGGAGCAGCCAGGCCCCAGCUCCUUCUGCAACGACCCUCGCCGCGAGCGGGGCAGCCACGGGCUGCGCACGUCUGUCGCCAGCAGCAGCUUUGAGAAGCACCUGGACAACUGUUCCCCAGAGCUGAGCGCCGAGGAGGACGACAUGAUGAUGUGCUCGAACGCCAAGUGCCGGCGGACGGAGCCCAUUUUCAAUGCCUGCCUCUAUUUCAAGUCUUGCCACAGCUGCUACCCUUACUACUGCCCCCGAAACUGCCGCCGCGAGGACUGGGACACUCACAAAGAGAGCUGUGUCUACGGGCGUGUUGGCAGCAUCUGCCGCCACGUGCUGCAGUUCUGCCGGGAGAACGGUGAGGUGCACAAGGCCUUCUCGCGCAUUGCCAAGGUGGGCUACCUCUCCCGGGGACGUGGCGUGCUCUUCUUGGGCUUCCCGAACUCGGGCUCGGCGGAGAACUUCCUUCAGUUCGGCUUGGAGAGCUUGCUGAUGUCCCCCACAUACCUGUCUCUGCGGGAGCUGGAGAGCUAUUCAGAUAACCUAGGGGAAUACGCCCGGGAGCUGCGGGAGACCGGCAACCAGUACGACCCCGAUGAAUGUUUCCUCUUGAAUGUAACUGUGGCCGUUGCCCAAAAAGUGCCAGAGAGGCCAUCUCCGAAGAUCCAGGUGCCGACGGUCAGGAAAUAUGCCAAGGUGGCCUUAGCCUCAUCCAGCCCCGAGAAGAAGAUCUUGAAGAAAGAGAGGGACAUGGAAACUUUGAUCCUGACCCCACCGCCCGGCACGGCAGACAUCGACAAGGAGGGUGAGGAAGGGCGCAAGGCGCGGGAGGUCUGUUUCAUCAACAUCCAGCGGGAGCUGCGCAUCCGCGGCGUCUUCCUGCGCCACGAGUUCCCCAAGAUCUACGAGCAGCUCUGCGACUUCGUGGAGAGCAACAAGCGCUUCACCCCCACCACCAUCUAUCCCAUUGACAAGAGGACAGGCAAGCAGUUCAUGUGCAUGAUCAUGGCUGCCUCGGAGCCCCGCACCCUCGACUGGGUGGCCAGCCCCAAUCUCCUGGAUGACAUCAUGUGAACGGGGCCCUGAGGCCACCUCUGGUGGCCUCUCACUUAUUCCCCUUUGUAGAUACGUGUUUUCCCAUGGGCA